CCACUUUUUUAAAAGAAAGUUGGGUUCGCUGAUUUGCAUGAAAAUCUCUCUAUUCUCACAAGAUAUUGACUGGAUCUUCUACGUGAAUGUAUUAUUUUUGCUGUAUUAAAUGGUUCAUGAUUGAAAAUGGGGCACCAAGAAAUGGCAGUGGAGAGAAGUAAACUUUGCCGGAAGCUUUUACAGUUGCGAGACGAUUCAGAGUAUCAGGAUGUGACCAUAAUAGCAAGCGGAAAGCACAUUCCAGCUCAUAAAUGUAUACUGUCUGUUGGCAGUGUGUUUUUCAAUGUUUUACUUCAAAAAUGUAAAUCAAGUUCUAGUGGUAAAAGAACCGACACUGUUCAUCUUGCAAACAUUAAUUCUGAUGAUUUGCUGUACUUGGAAGACACCAUAAACUUUAUUUAUGCAGGUGAAAUCGAAAUCAGUAGAACAAAUUUUACCAGCAUCUUUAGACUGGCUAGUUAUUUAGUUGUUAAGGAUCUACUAGAUCUUUGUGAGAUGUAUCUGAGACAGAAUCUGAACGUUGAAAAUUGCCUGCAGUUUUACUUGGAUUUGUGUAGUCUUACAGACAAUUCGGACAGCCAUUUAAAACUGGACCAAGAGAUUGUUUCUUUGGCCAGAGAGAUGGUCGAGGUCAACUUUUACACCGCCAUUCUGCCUGGGGAUGAGAUUUUGCAGGUUACAGAGGAAGAUCUGCUUGAGAUCUUUUCAGAGGGCAUUGUAAAGAACUUCUCCAUCUCAAGUGUCCUAGUCUUUGUCAAAAACUGGAUAGAGGAAAGAACAGAAGAGUCUGAGGUUUUGGUAACAGUAUUAAACAUCGUCAAUGAAAAGUUGCCUGUGUUGACUCGACAAGAUGACAUCAGAAUCGGCAUUACUCAAAACCUUACCGAAUUGAAGGAGUUGAAAGAUGUAACAAAGGCCAACAUUCAGGACGACAGCACGCAGAAAGAAAUUCUCACAGCGCUUGAUGAUGUUGAAAACACCCUUACUUCAUCCCUAUCAGACAGAGGUCUAAACUCAGACGUUGGAGAUGUUCGCGAUUCAAAGAAUACCGAUGGGAAAGCUACUGAUAUACCAAAGGAAACAAUGCCAACUGAUAAUAAUAGAAAUGUCAGAAAUGAAACAGAAGCAGAUGACCAUUUCACCAAGCCCUCGGAGGCUGCAGAUUUGGAUAAAGGUUUGGAAUCGGAUAAUGUAAAGCAAAACACUCCAACUGAACACUUAGACAGUGGAGAAAAGUUGAAAGACGGUAACCAUAUCAACGAUCGUUCUAAGGAGCCGAUUGCAGUAAGCGACAAUGAAGAAUAUUCGAAAGAUGACAAAGAAGAACAUUCUAAAGAUGACAAAGAAUCGACUCCACUGAAGAAGUCUGAUGAAGGUUCUGUAGAUUUAGUGAACAUCUGCACUGAUGAUAUUGCUGGUAAAAAUCUAACCAAUGACACAGAGGAUACUUCAAAAAACAAUCCAAGGGAAAUAGCCGAAGUUGUCGACUACCACAGUGAUUCAGAUACAGAUGAUGUGGAAAUGGUUGAAAGUUCGCCGCAGUUUGCUACACAAUUGUACACAGGGGCGUUAUCAGCAUACAGGAACAGAACCAGAAGCGCAGGAUCAUUGUCUGAACACGACCGAACAUUCCUAGACAGAGUGAACGCAUGCAUGAAGCUGCAGCCCUCGCUGACAAUACCAAAGCAAAAGCGUACUCUCGCCAGUCGAACUCCGCUUAAAUCACCGACAAUACACCCAAAAGCAAAAAAGAAAGAACAGGUUGAGUUUGUUAGUAAAAAGAUUAAAAUUGAACCAGUGCAUGAUUCAGACGACAUCGACGCUGCUGCUGAAAAUGACGAUUCUAACAAUGAAACAUAUUUGAACAUAAACAGCAUAGAUAACACACUUAUUCAAGGCGAUAUGAAUAUAAAACAUGAACAAGAGGAAAACCAAGACCACAGGGCUAUAGCAGUUUCAACAAAACCAAAACCAGCAUCAACUCAAGGCGCAAAGAAAAGAAAAAGUGUUCCAAGGAAGAAAACACUGAUAUCUUGUGACGUUUGCGGCAAAGUUUUUACAAGGCGCUAUAGGUUAACAGAUCAUAUGCGGUCGCAUGAUGGGAUAAAGAAGUUCAGAUGCAUAGAAUGUGGCAAACUCUUCACCAGAAACGACCAUGUACUGAGACAUAUGCAGAAGAAGCAUUUUGAUGUUGAAGUAUUCACUUGCGACGUCUGCUCCGACACGUUUCGAUCUAUAAACGAGAUCGUUUCCCAUUUAGCAAAACAUUUGCAAGAUGAUGCGCUAACUGAGGAUGCCCUUUUAAGUCGGUUUAGUGAGAAGUACAAAGAAAGAAGUUUUGCUGAGGUGAAGGCUGAUGGUGGACGAGUAUACGGCUGUAAAAUAUGCGCCAAAACUUACAACAAACCGUACAGGCUUCGGGACCAUUUAGACGUACAUCUUGGCAUUAAAACGGACUGUCCCGAAUGCGGCGAAAGCUUUAGCAACAAGAAGACCAUGAGUAAACAUUAUUCAAACAUUCAUGCCAAGUCUGAGAACGGUUGGUUAACAUGUCCGCAGUGUAAAAAGAAGUAUAAGAGCGAAGAGGUUUUUGAGAUGCAUAUUUCCAUUUGUGAAAGAGCUCACAAAUGCGACCAAUGUACUGCCGAGUUUUAUACCAGUAACCAUUUGAAACGACACAUCGAGACCAUCCAUAAUAAGGUUAAUUAUCCUUGUGAAGUUUGCACUAAGACGUUUGCAACGAAGUACAGGCGAGACCACCACUUUCAAGUGGUACACGAGGGCAAGAAGAAGCUGGUCAAGAGCGUUAUUUGCGAUGUAUGCGGUCUCUCAUUUGACGGAACUUUCAAGCUGAAAAGACACAUGUCAAUACACACGGGGAUCAAGCAACACAAGUGUGAAAAAUGCGGCAAACAAUAUCUUGAUCUUGCAUCUUUGAAGAACCAUAUAAUGCAGAUUCACGAUAACAUUCGUCCGUACGUCUGCGAGAUCUGUGCCAUGGAGUUCACAGUGAAGAGCAACAUGUUACGUCAUCAACGACGUCAUCGCGGGGAAUACCAUUUCUUCUGCGACGACUGUGGGAAAGGAUUCGUGGCCAACUGCGAUCUUACCAGACAUAAACUGACCCACAAACCGGACAAAGCUAAGAAGAAGCACGCCUGUAAGUACUGCGGGAAGCUCUUCACCCGAGCCUCGAAGGUCCAGGUUCACGAGCGAAUUCAUACAGGUGAACGCCCGUAUGAAUGUUCCUUAUGCCAAAAGAAAUUUACACAAAGUGGCGAUCGAAACAGACACGAGACCAAGGCACACGGAAUCGAACACACCCCUAGGCCAACAUUGUUUGAAAUGGCGAACGAUGCUCCAAAUCCGAACAAAUUUGCCCCCGACUCAUCAACUGCAAAGGAGUUAUCAUACACGGAAAGCUCAAGUUUUAACAGAGAUGAGCAAGAUUUGAUGCAGUUGGCGGUAUUAACGGACGUAGGGAUGAGGAUUCCCGCGUUUUCUCGUGACAAUUCGGCGGGAUAUACCCGGGAUCAAGUACAAGCGGCGUACGGAGUGGCGUCUGAUAUGCAGCAGAAACCGGAAGAGAUGAUAGGAUCAACCCCAAUAAAGACCUUCAACUUUCCGAAUGGGAAUUAUUAGUAUAUAAAUAUGUUCAAACCAUUUUAAAACAGUACAGCAAAGUUAUCGGUUCGAUAUAUAAUGUUAGCCUUGCUUUAACAUCGUGACUAUUUUUCUGAAUAUUUACAUUUUGGUGUUUGUAUGUAUAGUCGAAACCCGUUGGCUCGAUUUCGCUUGGCUCGAUUCCCUUGUUGGGUCGAACUUGAUGUAAAUGACCGAUUUUUUUACUUUUAUGUAAGCAUUCCCGUUUGGCUCGAAAAUUGCUUGGCUCGAAGUAGUUUGGCCUGUCCCAGGGAUAUCGAGCCAAAGGGUUUCGACUGUAAUCUCAUUUCUUAUGCUAUUUUUCAUAUUUUGAACAUUUAUAUAAAAUUAUAUAUUAUUUUUGUACUAUUCUUGUGUGUGCUGGUUACUUGUUGAAAAUUAAUUGUGUACAGCAUGUAUAAAUGUAUUUGUAUAUAAUUUUAUUUCCCAAUAUUUUUCAUAUAUUUUUUUUUUAAUUUGUAUAUAUUUUAUUUUUGUACGACUCCAGUUAAGAUUUUUUGCAUUUCCUGGUUUUCAAUUGAAUUUUAACACUUAAGAAUUUUUUAAUUAUGUAUAUAUGUGUAUAAAAGGUACGCUAUCAAUUACAAUGCAAUUAUUAUAAAAAAUGUGUACAGUCGAACCCCGUUUGUUCGAACACGCUUGGCUCGAUUUCCUUGUUUGCUCGAACUUUAUGUUAAGGACAGAUUUUUAUACUGUCAGAAGGAAAGAAGGAAUGCCCGCUUGGCUCGAUAUCCCCGAGGCUCGAGGUAUAUUCGCCGGUCCCUGGGAGUUCGAGCCAACAAAGUUUGACUGUACUUAAACAGUUAAAUGCGCUGAAAACAUUUAACGUCCGUACUUAAAGUAUAUAAGUUUAAUCAUACAUCUGUUUUAUAUUUUUAUUUUUAUGCUUUUGUCUUGUGCCUUUUCACAGGGUUUAUUUUUGAAUUUUAUGACUGCUGGAACUGACCCUGUAGUUUUCAUUGUAUUAGUGAGAGAAGAAAAUAAGCACUGUAGAAAUGAUUUAAAGAAAAAAGAAACAAAAAAAAAAUGAAAAUAUAAAAAUAAAAUGAAAAUACAGGGACGAGCCCAGUAGCCUAACGUUUGACCAAGUUCAUGUUUAAAGCUGCACUCUCACAGAUUGACCGAUUUGACAUAUUUUUCAUUUUUUGUCUCAGAAUCAGUUGAUUUUGGCUUCUGUGUUUUCAAAUCAGUCAUAGGAUAACACACAAUUGAAUAGAUCUCAAUUGUUUGUCAAACUGCCGAAAUAUCAUUUUUUUUAAAGUGUUUGUUAGUAACGCUUUUAGCCAUAAAAAAUCAAUGUUCGAGCAUUAAUAUUAAAACUGCGAUCUGAUCUUUUUAUCAGCAAUCUUAUUUCACUGGUUUUUAGACAUUUUCGCAAAAUUUGGCUCAUUCCAAGACAAAAAUUAAAAAAGUUAUCAAAACGGUGAGAGAGUGCAGCUUUAAAUGAACUAGGAUUAUGGUCAAGCGAACAUCAAACAAGAGAGGAAUAUAUGCACAAAGUGUAAAUAUGUGGUCUUAUUAGACCUAAAUUCAGCCCCAAUUUCACGAAACAUCUUAAGUGGUUAUAUAAGGAAUUGGUUAAGUUUUUUUGUGUGUGUUUGGUAUGGUUUGAGUAACAUUUACGCUUAAGAGAUUUUGGACCUAAACUGGAAAUAAUCUUUGUAAUACUCACGAUAAAGAAAGUUUUAUUUAGUAAAAUCUAGAUUAACCAAGAAAUAUGGCUUAAAAUAAGCUACUUAAGAUUGUUAUGCUUACCUUGGGGCUUUCUUACAUUAAGUAAAGAAAUGAGUGUAGUCUCUAGAGCGGUGAGAGUUUGUUAUUAUAAUGAAUAUACUGUAUCAUUGCUUCGAUGUGAGAGAUUCAUUUUCAUAGAGUUUUCAAACAUGUAAAUGAUAAAGGCAUGAAAUGCCAUCCUGUUUACAGAUGUUUUGUAAUUAACCUUUUUAGCUCGACUAAUCGAAUAAUAAGGAGAGAUAUACUACUAACCCUAGCGUCGGCGCCUGCGGUGGCUUUGGCGUCAGCCUCACUUCUUGGUGAAGGUUUUUGCUUGUUAGCGCCUUCAAGUCAUUAUUUCAGCAAAUACGUUAUGUUUUGCAUUGAAACUUCACAUACGUGUUCCCUAUUCAUCCAGCCAACUUAAUAAAUGAAGUAAGAUAUCACUGAUUUUGAAAUGAGGCAAAUUAUGGGCCUUUAUUAUUCAGUUAAAAAUUGUGAUUUUGGGUUUGCAAAUAGGUCAAUAUCUCAGCAACUACUUGAUGUAUUGCACUGAGACUUUAUACAAUGGUAUUCAACUAUCCCAACAACUUAAAUAAUUAAGUUGGAUUUCUCUAUUUUGCAUGAAACGUAAAUUAUGGCCCUUUGUUAUUCGACUUAGAAUGUAUGAUUUUUGUUUUGCAUGAAAGCACAUGUAAGUCAAUAACUCAGCAACUACCUGAUGUAUUGCAUUGGAACUUUAAACAAUCAAGUAUGAUAACUCGAUCUUGCAGACAAUACAAAUUUUGACCCUUUAUUAUUUGAAUAAGAAAUUAUGGUUAAAGUUUUGCAUUUAAUCUAACUUUACAGUGAUCCAUGCAUGUUUCACUAAAACUUUGCAAUUCCUAACUUAAAAGUGGCGUGAUAGUCGAACCGGUUGUUUUGUUGAUAGCUCUUGUUAUAAUAAAACUAUGAAGAGAGAGAUAGUGUGGGCUGUAGGUUUUGCAUGUUAGUUACCAAAUUUAAGUCAGUAACUAAGCAAAUACAUCAUGUAUUUUAACUUUAGACAUGACGUGUUUCCUGCUAUCCAAUCUACUUCAUUAAUCAAGUGAUAUAACUCUGGAAUGCAUAUAUUGCAAAUAAUUUUUCUUUAUUAUUCGAUAUAGGAAUUCUUGUAACGGUUUUGCAUGUAAGCACACAUAGGUUAACAAACUCAGCAACUACAUGAUGUAUUGCAUUAAGAUGUAUACACCGAUAAUCAACAAUCCAACCUAUUUGCAUAACCAAGUUAGAUAACUGUUGUUUUGCAAAUGAUGGCCGUUUAUUUUUUUGGUUAGAAAUUCUGAUUGAGGUUUUGCGUGUAACCACAUUUAAGUCAAUAUUUCAGCAUCAUUUUGUACAUUGAAUCUUUUUACAAGGGCUCCCAACCAUUAUUAAAUCAAGUAAGAUAACUUUAUCUUGCAAAUGAGAUUAAUUGUGCCCCUUAUUAUUCUGCUUAACCAAUCUGGUAAAGGGGUUGCAUGGUUGCACAUGCAAGUCAAUUACUCUGCAACUACUUCAUAUAUUGCAUUGAAAUUUUAAACCAUCAAGUAUGAUAACUCUUUCUUGCAUAUAAUGUUUCCCCUUCAUUAUUUGACUUUGAAAUUCUGGUUUAGGUUUUUCUGGUUUAGGUAUUGCAUUUAAUCUUAUUUUACAGAGCUCCAUGCAUGUUUCACUACAACUUUUCAAUUCUUAAACUUAAAAGCGGCGGAUUAGUUGAACGCGGAUUAGUUGAACGCGCUGUCUCUGUGACAUCUCUUGUUAUUUGUUGUUCAUGUUUUAAUGAUUUGCCUAUUUACACAAUUGAAAUAAUUCUCUUCUUUUAAUAAUUCUUGAAAUUUCAUAAAAUAAAUAUUCAAUUUAUACAUGUAUAUAAUAACCAUGCUGUAUACGCCAUAAGAUCCAAAAUUAAUUCACGCUAAAAUUUGAGUAUUCUGAAUUCUUUGUUUAUACUGUAUUUCACAUGCCUUUAUUUGAAAAUAUAUCCCUUGUACUAUUAUCAUUAUAUCAUAUCCGCUAGUUGAAAUAAAAUAUUUGAAUUGUG
This is a messenger RNA of Mya arenaria, 7438 nucleotides long. RefSeq lists its product as uncharacterized. Gene Ontology annotation, molecular function: RNA polymerase II cis-regulatory region sequence-specific DNA binding; DNA-binding transcription factor activity, RNA polymerase II-specific; protein binding. The record is from RefSeq and is a predicted model, not a curated record. NCBI's taxonomy places the organism in Eukaryota, Metazoa, Mollusca, Bivalvia, Myida, Myidae. The transcript is spliced from 9 exons. Gene Ontology annotation, biological process: regulation of transcription by RNA polymerase II. Bases 127 to 3642 code for a protein of 1171 amino acids.